This is a messenger RNA of Tribolium castaneum (red flour beetle), 2661 nucleotides long. It is a transcript of the gene rngo, whose product is annotated as rings lost. Gene Ontology annotation, molecular function: protein binding; aspartic-type endopeptidase activity. NCBI's taxonomy places the organism in Eukaryota, Metazoa, Arthropoda, Insecta, Coleoptera, Tenebrionidae. The record is from RefSeq and is a predicted model, not a curated record. Gene Ontology annotation, biological process: proteolysis. The transcript is spliced from 7 exons. The coding region runs from base 322 to 1695 and encodes 457 amino acids.
ACCCAAAUUCAAGUAUUGCUGUUAAGUUUUUUGUGCCCGCCAAAUUAAUUCGGUGUUAUUGCCAAGAUCGUUUUACUUUCGUUUGUGUUGUUUUUAAAAAUAAAAAGUUCCGUCUCGUCCUUGAUGUAUUUUUAAAUUUUUUCUUUGUUUUUCUUGUGUUGUUACUCCGUUGCCAAACGUCGCACCAACAUUGCCUGUCAGCAUGAUUCUGUCAUAUUUGUCUUUCCAACCGUUGUUAUUUUAGGUUAGAAUCAAAAUGUAUCGUUUAAUCUUCUAGUUUAUUUCUCCCAUAAACAGCGUUUUCCAUUAUAAAUCAGCAAAAUGAAAGUGACAGUGACCACAUUGACUGACUUUAUUUUCGUCCUCGACGUCUCCGAAGACUUGGAGUUGGAAAAUUUCAAAGCAUUUUGUGAAGUGGAAACAGGGUUUCCGGCCACGGAAAUCGUCAUCGCCUACAAUGGAAUGCCUUUAAUGGACAACAAAAAGUCGCUGAAGGAGCACGGGAUCCGCGACGGUGAUGCCGUCUGCCUCCAACACAUGCUGCAGCAUGGGGCUUCACAGAGUUCCUUUGAUUUGCAAGGAGUUCCUAGACUCGAUUUCAGCGGGAUCCAAGUUCCCAACUCUACCAGAGGUAAUCAGGUGUCUCCAGGACGCCCUUCUGAAGAUGACCCUGUGCUAAUCAGGGACAUGUUUUUGGCAAAUCCCGACCAGUUAGCGUUGCUGAAGCAAAACAAUCCGCGGCUGGCUGACGCCUUGCUGACUGGUAACAUAGACACUUUUGCUUCUGUUCUGCGGGAGCAAGUGCAAGCGCGCCAAGAACGUGAGCAACAAAGACUAAGAAUGUUGAAUGCCGAUCCGUUCGAUACGGAGGCUCAGCGCCUCAUCGCUGAAGAAAUCCGUCAAAAAAACAUCGAAGCAAACAUGGAGGCUGCCAUGGAGUACAACCCCGAAUCAUUCGGGACAGUCGUUAUGCUUUACAUUAACUGUAGAGUUAACGGCUACCCCGUUAAAGCCUUUAUUGACUCAGGUGCUCAAACUACCAUAAUGUCCAGCAGUUGUGCAGAAAGAUGUAACAUAAUGCGGCUGGUGGACACGAGAUGGGCAGGAAUCGCGAAAGGCGUCGGGGUGCAGAAAAUCAUCGGGAGAAUUCACAUGGUGCAAAUCCAAAUCGAGAGCGAUUAUUUGACGACCAGUUUCUCCGUACUUGAAAACCAACCCAUGGACAUGCUGCUGGGGUUGGAUAUGCUGAAAAGACACCAAUGUUGCAUCGAUUUGCGCGCAAACGUCUUAAGAAUUGGGACAACAGGGACUGAAACGAAAUUUCUUGCCGAGUCGGAUUUGCCCGAGUGCGCCAGACUGAGUACAAUUAGUGAAGAAGAUGCCAUUUCUAGGUCGAUCAAGGAGUCGGAAGACCGGCAGCUGCAGGAAGCUCUGAGGAAUAGUCAGUUAUCAAAAAAACCUAAAAGGCCGAAAAGUAACGAUCCCACUUCUGGGAGUUCAGUUCAGGGUGCCAAAGUCACUCCAGCGCCAAGCAAUACUCAGCUUUUACCAACAGACAAAUUUACCGAAAGUGACGUUAAAGAACUGACAGGUUUGGGUUUCUCGCGGGAACAAGUCAUAUCUGAGUUGCGUGCGUUUAACGGUGAUAAAACACAAGCGACUGCCGCAUUGUUCGCAAAAUCUUUAAAAUUUUAAGUGCAUUUAAACUGGUCACACGUUAGCUUUUCUAGACUAGGUUUUGAUAUUGUGGUCGAUAAUAACUCUUAAAUUGACAUAUCUACACAAAAUUUGGGUUUUUAUUAUUAUUGGCUGGCCCAUUGAACGUCGUUUUACGUUUCCUUAUAAUAGUGCAUCUUAAGACUGUAUAUUUUGCUCUCAAAUAUUAUAUUAACUCAAGCAGAAAAUUGCACCACUCCACAGCCUUUUUGGUGGACAGGGAACUGUAGAAGCCAUAGCUCCCAAGUUACGAAUUUUUGAACUUUAACCUAAUCCGCAAAUUUGUUUAAAAGGUUUUACGAAUUAAAUGAUUCGUGUAAAUAAGUUUCACAAAUGUUAUUUAAAACUGUUGUAAAACACCAAAUUACUUUUUUAAGUAUUCAGAAUUUUUUCUGUAGAUAGGGCAUUUUAAAAAACUCCCUUAUAACCCGAGUAAAAGACUGUAUUUUGUAAAUAACUUUUAAAAUAUACAUUUAGCAUAAAAUACAGUGGUUUAAGUAAGUUUAAGUAAUAAAAGUUCCUGGACGUAAAAAGAACAUCUAGGCAUAAAAUAUAAACAACUUUAAUUUUCUUUUCGAGAAUCUUCCUACAAUAUUUUAUAAAGUAGGUAAUAAUAAUUUAUUAAAUAUAUAAUAAAAAGAUUUUUUAAAGCUUUUGUUCAUUAGGCUUUUAUAUUAUUAAGAGUUACGUGUGAAAACGCAGUUUGCUGUCCAUCACGAAGGCUGUGCUUUUUUUUCAAAAUAGUCGUAAGUUUAGCGUAUUUUCUGGUUGUUUUUCCGUGAAUUUCUGCCGAUUUUAACAUAAUUUUUGUGAAACCCGCACAGAGCACUUCAUGUGCUCACGAGGUUGUAGUACUGUUUUUCAAACAUAAAUAUGUAUAGUGGGUAUCUGCAUUGGUAUUGAUAUUGAAAGUGGGACUUGUGUUAAUAAAAAAUAUAAUCUCAA